Messenger RNA from Mycosarcoma maydis (corn smut), 546 nucleotides. RefSeq lists its product as uncharacterized. The transcript has a single exon. NCBI's taxonomy places the organism in Eukaryota, Fungi, Basidiomycota, Ustilaginomycetes, Ustilaginales. The record is from RefSeq and is a predicted model, not a curated record. Bases 1 to 546 code for a protein of 181 amino acids.
AUGGAACCAGCACUUCCUCUACCGCUGCGCCUAGACCUCUCGCACCCUGCGGUCCCAACCGAUCACACUUCCGUCUCGCACUCUAUCUCCCAAUUCCUUUCCAGCUAUGCCGCACGAACAGGCACGUCCAACUCGGCCUCGCAUCCAGACGAAACCGCUACAUCCACCACCGGCGGUGUGGUAGCUGCACAAUUGACGCGUCUCAUGAACGGUCUAGCCGGAAAAAUCGACUACGACGCCUUCGAAUCUUUGCUCACCAGCCUCGGCUCUUGCUCCUCCAACCACAUCGAUGAGCUAGAAACUCCCGUAGAACUCCUCCAACAUCCACAAACUGACGCCGAUACCGAACCGACUCAGUUCUCCCCCCAAAGUACCCCCGCUACUCAAGAUAGCUCCCGCUCCAACCAAGAUCCCAGUCAACCCAGCCAACCAGAAAGCCCAUCAAAAAAGAGCAAGAAGGAUAAGAAGCACAAAAAGGACAAGAAAGACAAGAAGAACAAAAACGACAAGAAAGACAAGUCGCUCAAACACGAGCCCCUCACAUAG